Colletotrichum lupini is the source of this 1128-nucleotide messenger RNA. RefSeq lists its product as uncharacterized. Bases 1 to 1128 code for a protein of 375 amino acids. The record is from RefSeq and is a predicted model, not a curated record. The transcript is spliced from 4 exons. Lineage: Eukaryota; Fungi; Ascomycota; Sordariomycetes; Glomerellales; Glomerellaceae.
AUGAAGGAGAAGCAGGAUGAAGUUGAGAAGUGGUUCAGGAAUGGAGAGAACCACGACGGACGUUCAGAGUCAUUCUAUCCUUUGGGGGGGCCAGAUUUCUUGAUUAAAUCCACCCAGGCCACGCCGCGAUCGGCCUCGUCAACCUCACUGGAACCCGCGCAGGGCGAAUUGGUCAUACGAGACAUCUGCCGAGGCGAUCUCGGCGCGUCCGCAAUGGCGAACCGCGCAGGGCCAGAGGGCCGUCAGACGGCCCACGGGGGUGUGAGACGUUGUGAACUCUUGCAGCGGCACCUUUCCCAGCAGAAUGACUCGGGGCCCGCACCUCCGGCCCACUCGGGAUUGUGGCGAUUUGGGGGACUUUGUGCCUGGACGUUGAAAGUUUGGAACACCGCACCCCUGCCCGGCUCUGGAGCCUCAUCCACCACAACCACAACCAUCUAUGGAAACCCUUCCGCCGUUGAUUCUUUGCCGGUGAUGCCCGUCUUUUCGUCUCAAAGUCAUGAGGGGAACUUGAGUCCCGCUCCGGCAGCUAAAAAAAAAUCCAUCAUUCGAUACCAAGCUUUCUCCCACCCCCAACUCCCUAAGCUCAAGAAGAAGAAAAAAGUCAAUGGGCUGAUCGGCCACCACCAAAAACCCAAAAGACGCAGAGUCACCGUACCGAAAAAGACCACAAAGAACAGGAAAAUCUGCCCGGAACGCGCCUCGUACCAAAAAAAAACUCUUCAAGCGCGCAUUACCCAUCCGUACCAUCUCAACCCAUCAAAAAAGUCCCACACGUUGGCUAAUAUUUACUUGGUUUGUGGAGUGGUCAAUUCAUGUUAUUCCCAACUCCACGAGCGCAAGUCCCCCAAUCUGCCCAUUGCCCAUCCUCUUUUGCAGGUCCCCUAUCGAAACCCAAGAAAAGUCUGGAAAGAUUUUCGGCCCUAUUUCCCCGCGUGGUUCCUCACGAUCCACGCAACGCAAGCCGAUGCCGCAGCCCGCAUGCCCGGGGCCGGCGCAUGCAGUCAAAUCUUUUACGCAAAUUUGUUCGCCAACGGGGUUUCCUGGUGUCUUGCUUUUGACUCUUGCGCCCACGGAUAUGAGUGCUUCCCCCUUUUGCUACUCCGCUCUGGUCUGCAUGCUGCAUAG